UGAAAAUAAAAUUGGUGUCGAAGGUGCAUCAGGCUUAGGUUCUGGUUUAGGAAAGUGCACUAAUCUCUCAAAUUUGACACUUAAUCUUAAUUACAAUAAAAUUGGUGACAAAGGUGCAUCAGGCUUAGGUUCUGGUUUAGGAAAGUGCACUAAUCUCUCAGAUUUGACACUUUAUCUUCGGUAUAAACA
Messenger RNA from Tetrahymena thermophila SB210, 189 nucleotides. RefSeq lists its product as hypothetical. NCBI's taxonomy places the organism in Eukaryota, Ciliophora, Oligohymenophorea, Hymenostomatida, Tetrahymenidae. The annotation marks the transcript as partial. The record is from RefSeq and is a predicted model, not a curated record. The transcript has 2 exons.